This is a messenger RNA of Seriola aureovittata, 3816 nucleotides long. RefSeq lists its product as uncharacterized. The record is from RefSeq and is a predicted model, not a curated record. NCBI's taxonomy places the organism in Eukaryota, Metazoa, Chordata, Actinopteri, Carangiformes, Carangidae. The coding region runs from base 172 to 1161 and encodes 329 amino acids. The transcript has 6 exons. Gene Ontology annotation, biological process: proteolysis. Gene Ontology annotation, molecular function: serine-type endopeptidase activity.
GAGGUACUGACCAAUUCUUACUAUAGGUACCCAUUACUCCGAACUACUGAAACAGGUUUGAGUAGGGUGUGGUGGCUUGAUUAUAAAUAGAGUGUUUGUAGAGUGACAAAGAGCAACCCUACAUCGGAGAGACUGUGCUUACUGGAAACAAAAUAUUAAUGACAACACAGAAUGACAGCCAGGACUGCACUGAUACUCUUGACAUGGACUGUCCUCACUGGGCAAGGGUCAAAGGCUCAGGACUGUGGAGUGGCACCUCUGAACACAAGGAUAGUGGGUGGUGAGAAUGCCACAGCUGGGUCCUGGCCCUGGCAGGUCAGCAUGCACUAUUUGUCUGCUCACUCGUGUGGAGGGACCCUCAUCAGUGACCAAUGGGUACUCACAGCAGCCCACUGCAUCCCAUUGAACGCAGCUAAUAGAUGGGUACUCUACUUUGGAAGAGUGAAUCAAAAUGGCCCUAAUGUUAAUGAGGUGAAGCGCACUGUGUCUGAAAUCAUCGUCCAUCCUGACUACAACAACACGUUAUUCAACAAUGACAUUGCCCUAAUGAAGCUCAGCAGCCCUGUCACUUUCACCGACUACAUCAGACCUGUCUGCCUUGCAAGUAACUCCAGCCAGUUCUACAACUCCACCCCCUGCUGGGCCACUGGCUGGGGAAGAGUCGGAAAAGAUGAGCCCUUGGUAGCCGUUGAGAGACUUAAGGAGGUUCAGGUUCCUGUUAUUGGAAACAAGCAGUGCAGCUGCAAUUAUCGCCCAGUAGACGAGGCAAACAUCACUGACAACAUGAUUUGUGCCGGGCAAGAGAACAGAGGAACAUGUCAGGGGGACUCCGGUGGACCUUUGCAAUGCAAACAAGGUUCAGUGUGGAUCCAGGCUGGCAUUACCAGUUUUGGAGUACCUUGUGCAUUGGCUGAUUUCCCUGAGGUCUUCGCCCGAGUGUCUCAGUUCCAGACUUGGAUUCUAGACCAAGUGGCAGGGUCCAGCGUUAACUUUGUGACAUUCACCUCCAGAGGCCAAAAUCCUGAAAACAACUUUGUGUGUCGUGCAAACUCUGCCAAUUCAACGGCAGCUCCAACUACGGCCUCCAUGGCACCAACCUUUGCAAUUGAGCUUACACAUGUUGUCAUCUUAGUGUUCCUGCAACACAUUUUAGCUCUAUAGCACAGUUUUGCUGAACAACUUUUCAAACUGAAUGCAGACAAUGGUAGGCUAUAAAGCCGUCCAUGUUAUGAGUUGCACCACAGUGCCUUAAUAUUAAAAUUAAAAUGAAUAAUUAAAAAAUAUAUUAAUAUGAAAACUAAUAAUGAAACAAGGUGUCUUUUAUCACUAUCAGUUACAAUGGGUUGAAAUAAAUUACUCUUUGACUCAGAACUUACUUACUAAAGAACUAAAAACUAACUAAAGAAAAUUUAAAUGUCUGAAUUGGUAUUGGUAUUACUGACAAGUAAUUUUUUUUUAUUAAUAAAUACACAUAUAAAUAAUGUGGAGAAAAAAUAUAACAUUACUGAUGUAAUGCGUAGAGUAACAUUUCUUUUGGUAAAGAAAUUGACUUAACACCCUGUUACGGUGCAGGGAUGCUGUUUCUGUUGUGUUUUUGGUUUUUAGUUAGCUUUGGUAGCCAGCCUUGGUUUUCCUUUCACUUUGAAUUAGUUAAAUGAUAACACUGAUUAGCUCCUAGAGAGUCCUCCUUUUGUUAUAUUCUGUUUUAACCAUUAUCUUUACAAAUUUAAGUUACAAUAAACAACCUUAUACCUGUUAACAACUGGGUUUUGUGUUGCGUCCCUUUCCCCUGUGAGCCGGGUUGUAACACACCUUUCCACCUCUGUAAAUCAUGAUCAUAUGAGGAUCCACGCUAAAAAGCAGAUAGUCAAAAUUAAGAACAAGCAACCAAAAGCACCACAAGCAGGGUCAGACUGGAAACUAAAUUAUUUUAUCCCCAACGUAUCACAAUUUCAGGCUAUUUAUAACAUAUAGGCAAAGCAACAGAUAUGAAGGCAGCUCAGUGGUUGUUGCAGAAUAAUGGACAGACAGAAUCCAUGUUUGUUGUGUGUAAAUCGAUGUAAAGGUCAUCUUGCAGAAUCUGUCUGUGGUUGAAUAUUGCUAUAAACAAAACACAGUGAAUGUAGUUCCUUCCUCUUUUUAAAGGAUUCUUUAAAAGUAAAGCUACACAUACUGAAUAAAGUUUUGAGUGUUUUUUUUCCUAGUCAUGCACGUUUGGUGCCAGUUUAGCACUGAAACGCUGUCUUCAUAAUUGUAUUUUUAGUGUUUGGAGGCUAAAGCACAAAUCGAAGUCGCGUGUGGACUAGCUCUGUUAGCUCUGCUAGCGCUAGCUCCGGUAUUUUCUCCACAUACUCUGUUAACACUGGCACUACAUGAAGAUACCUGCGAGUCUAUCAUGUCGCUCGUCCUCGUCAGCGGCCUCCUCCUCUUGCCCCGGGCCCUUGUCUCCAUCAGCCUGAGUACAGAGUCUUUCUUCCUCUUCAUCUGGCUCCGGUGGACGGUUAAUAUUAUUGCAGCUAACGAUAACGCUGACACCGGCAUUGCUAACUUUAACUUAUUUUUGAAAACAUUUGUUAACUUAAAACAUUGUGCUGCAUCAGCCUCGAGUUUUUUUCUGCUUUUUUGACGUGCUCUGCUCUGCUCCACCUUUUCUUUUUGGGACCUUUAUCCAGCUCAUUUAUAUUUUAUCCGUUAGCUUAGCUUCUGUUUGUCCUUUGAUAUUCUCCCUCCUGAUCUCUGACAUUACGUGGAUGGACGCAACCACUUGAAGGGGCCCGGGGGGAGGUGAAGUCGUCCUUCACCUGCCUGGAAGUAGGUCAAUACCACUGGGCGGCCUAUUUAGCACCGUGUGACCCCUAAUCAAACACACAUUUUCCAAGAAUAUUUUAUUCCCAUAUUGCUGGUGGCCUUGUGAUCAACUGGUGACCCAUCCGGCAUUUUCCAGAUUUGCCAGUUCUAGCCUUUCUAUAAGUAAAUAAAACAAGAGUUCACCUGUGAGAUCAUCGUGAAUGCACUAAACAAUGGAUGGGAAGUCCACAUGAGUCACAUGACAAAUAAAAUGUCAUGUGAAUCCACUCAUCAGUUUGGAUGUAUUAGUUGACAGUUAUUGCAAUCUUAACCAAUUCUUUUAAAAUAUCUGUUUUUAAAACAAGAAUUUACCUUUGUUUGUAAAAAAAAAACAUCUUACUAUGCUAUAAUGGGAACAAUCAUUUUUAAGUUGGGAAUCAUUUACAACCAUGUAUUUUAUAUGCAAAUGGAAGACACCCUAAUAGGAAACGUACAACCAUACAUUUCAGAUAAUUGUAGUUUUCUUAUAAAGUAAAUAAAGUGUGUGUGUGUGUGUGUGUGUGUGUGUGUGUGUGUGUGUGUGUGUGUGUGUGUGUGUGUGUGUGCGCGCGUGUGUGUAAUGAUAUUUGAUAUUAGGCUACAUGUUGCUUCAGCUUCCCAACAAUAAUGAUGUGCAUUUACUCAAAAUCUAAUAUAAUUCCUGAAAGAGGAGAGGUAAGGCUUUUCUUCCCUUUUUUUACUCAAAAAGAUAGUAAAGCAAAAGCUCAGUAAGAAUGAAGUAAAGCCAAAUGUUAGGGUAAAUGCUUUAUUCCAUGAUAACAGUUUUAUACUGCACUUGGUGGAAUUAGACCAAGGAAAGAAUAGCAUAUGGUUGUGUAAAAACAGUGUGGUAAUCUUCACCUGAAAAAAGGUGUUUAAAAAUAAAAGGUAAGGGAAUGGAGGCAGAACUUUUUUCCAGAAUCUCCUGGCUACAGCAACAACCUAAAGAAAAGUUUUUUCAAACUUUCCUUUCUACCAAGAUGUUGUGUU